AUGAUUUCUUUUGGCUCGCCGUCCUUGCUUGUAUCAUCCUCAUCGGAAAAUCAACAUCAUGGCUGCCAAUUCUUGUUAUCAACAUCCAGCUCCUUGCAAGGCUCAUUGAGUCGGAAAUGUACAGAAUUGCUCCUCAGAAUUGGAAAUAACGAUCUGGAAGUAAUUAUUCAAUUAUUAUCACAGGAAACAUCGAAUAAUAAUAAUAUUGAAAAUUCAACAAAUCAUCAUGGAACUGUUCAUCAGCAAAUAUCCAUAUUCAAUGAAUUAUUUAAAACUGCAUUAUUUAUUUCAAGAGAGAAUUUAAACAUGCCGGAGAAGGAUGAAUUAAUUCAACACUUCACCAGCAUCCUAAGAUGUCUAUUAUUAUAUGACAAAACUCGAAAGAAGAGUUUAAACUUUAUUUAUGAUUUAUUGACCAGUUCAAAUAUUGAUCAAAACUAUUCAGAAUCGUUUGUGGAUUCAUCCGCAUCGUGUACCAUUGAACUGUCGGGAAGGCUCAUCAUGUCAGUUAUUAGUGAAGUACAUUCCUCACUGUAUCAUUUUCGCCAUACGACCUCUGUACUCACCUUGGAACAAGGCUCCAAUAGAAGCCAAAAGAAAACGAACCAUGAAGAAGAAUCACUUCUUGUCUUUGAUGAAGAAGACAUGCUGGAGGCAAACAUUGCUCAAACCGAUAAAGUAGAAAAGCAAAAGAUUGGAACAAUAUUGAAAAAUAAUCCUGGGUCAGAAUUGUUGGGGGUAAUGUUGCUAGGAACGAAUACUGAAAUUUCUUCAUUUGCUCUCAAUUCAUGCAUUGUACAUAUCUUGAAGGAUCUUAAAGAAUUCACAAAUGAAAAAAUAGAAUUAAUGCUUUCACCUAAUAACAGAAGACAAACAAGUAACGUGAAUGGAAACAUUGCAUUUCUAGAAUUAAUACCCGUCAUGAUUACUACUUGCAAAAGUCUCUCUGAUCAACUUUCAAUUUCUCAAAAUUUUCAAGAAAAGACAGACCAUGAAAUUAUUUCCUUCAUACUAGAGAAGCAAUGGAAAGCUGAAUAUUUCAUUAGCUUGUUAAAUAUCUUUUUAGAUGUUAAAAUCGAUGAAAACUCAAUUUUUCAUGUUUACAUCAUUAAAAAGAUUCAAACAGCACCCAGAAAUUUAGAAAUUUCUGGUAUUGUACAGGUGCUAUUGAAACUUGCUGAACAAUACAACUCUCAAGGCUUUUCAAAUUUAGAAUAUAUUCAAGUAAUCAAAACAGUAUUCAGUAAGACGAAUGCAAAUAUAGAUGCCAGACUUAAUUUAUAUUAUAUCAUUCAAUCAGCAUUACAAUAUUCAUUGCCUCUACUGAAUAUUGUACUUAAAGCAAUGGACCAAUUCUAUGAAGUGAAACCAGUAGACGUGAAUAAGUGUUCAUUUAGUGAGCAUUUUAUUGAUUUUAUGAUCUUAUUGCUGGCGUAUAAGAAUGAGCUCGUGAAGGACAAAGUUUUUACUCAUAUCAACAAAUUUAUUCACUCAAUUUACAAGCAUGUAACGCCUCAUAACCAAAACAUGUCAGAUGCUGAACCUUUCUUUUCUCCUGUUUCCAAAAAGUCAUUGGGUUCGUCCUCUACAUCUAUUUUAGAUCAUGACGUGAUAGAAAUGACUGAUACCUAUUAUGUUGAGUCCAUUAUCAAAUCUGCAUGCAAUGUGAACAUUGUAUCUGAAGAGAUGCUUUCCAUUCUUGGAGAAUGGUGCCGAAUGAACAAUAGAAUGUUGAAUACAAUAGGAAAGAGUGGUAUUGUUUUCCUGUUUUCUGCUUGUGAAGGUAGUAGAAGUACAAUAUUACAAAAAAUUAUUGGAAGUAUCGCUGAAGAAAAUCAAGCAACAUAUCAACGUGAAACACCUAUUGUCAUUCUAGAAGCAUUGCUGGCUGAAGAACGAGCAUUUGCUUUUUGCUCAAUUAUUGAACGAUUAUAUGACUAUUUGUCAACCUUUGAUCAAUAUGCGUAUGCUGUCAGUUCCAGAAUUUUACUGGCCAUUCUUCCAAUAUCAGAGGUAUCCGACUACAUUCGUGGCGAGUUACUUGCAAAGCUGGAAAAACUAUGUGUGGACAACAAGAGAGAAAAGCUUGGUGACAAGAGGAAAUUGGCCAUAUUCGGAUUGUCCAUGCUGCUUUCAAUGCCUAGCUAUCAGCAAGAUCAAGUGACCAUAUUAGCGGCUUUACAAAAUGCGUUUCGUUUUAAUGAUAUAGACAUGAAAAUCCAUUUGUACAAAUCCCUUAGCAAUUCAUUAAUGAAAAUGCAUUCGUCUAGUGAUGCACACCUUAGCCAAGACGCAUGUGAAAUUUUGUUUCAAAUGUUGAAGUCAAAAUUACUGAAUUACUUCACGAUGAGCAAAGAUAGAAACAUGUAUGGUCUUGAGAUUGAAAAGUGUUUUGAGCUUGUUAGCGAAGAUGGAAAAUACAGAAAACAAGAACCACUUGAAGAGUUAUUUAAAUGUUUUGCUUUCAUGGACAAAAUACUCAGAAAGCAAAAUUCAGAUUUGUAUGGCAGCUUGUACUCUAAACUGUUCGAGAGUCUUGUGGAUAGUAUCAGAGAUAUCGAAUGGUUAUGUAAAAUUUUAGCAAUCAAUGAAGACCUAGAUGAGCAGACACCUAUCACAACGAACCAAAGACUCACUAUCAUUAUUCCUCUUAUUCAGGUACUGAUUGAGGAGCGUUUUCAAGAAACUUUGGAAGUUGAUGAAAUCUCUAUUGAACUUUUGGAAAUUAACUCAAUUCUUCAAAGAAUGGAAAAGAAAAUGUCAAAGAAGAAGGUCAAAGGAAAUUAUCUCACCUUCAAUACUUGUAAAUCAUUAUGCUCUGAAUUGUGUAACAAGAUAUCAAAGGAAACUGACCGUCAAUGGAACAAAUCAUUACUCAUUACUCUCACUAGCAUUAUCGAUCAUUUAACUUAUUAUGCUGGGGAAUGCAAAGAGAAACUGUCAAAUAGUUUUUUGAAAAUUAUUACAAGAAAGCGAUUGGAUGAAGUUGAAGUACUUGGAACCGAGAGGCAGAUGAGUCUUUCAAUUAUUCGUAUCAUUCAAACGCUCUUUGAUAUUUUCAUUCGUUUUUACAAAGAUGAAAAUAGUCAAAAAAACAGACCACGACUUAAAAAAUCUGAGCUCGUUCAAAAGUUUGAAGAUGAGAUUGGAAGAACGUCACCACACUGGAAAAGUUUAGCUCAAGACAGCUCCAUCUUUGAGAAAAUGAGAAUGAAAAUUCUUAACCUCAUCACUGUAUACUUUGAAGGAGUCAAAUUAAGUGGAAGCGAGGAAUUUACAGAAAAUAGAUCGUUGGAAAAGUUGUUAAAAUUUAUGUUCAAUGCGCAACACAUCCAAGAAACUCUCGACCAAGAAACACCCAAUACAACUGAAGAGCAAGAAGAAAAUUUAGAAUUUCACAUCAAACCACUUGAUUUCAUAACCAUGACAUUUUAUUUUUCAAAAUUACUUUACAUGGAAACGAAUAAGAAUCCAAGAGGAUGUACCACCUAUUUGAAAUUGAUCAAAACCUUUGCAGGCAUUCAUCCAUUUGUAGUUUCAAUGGGUAUUCCUUUCGAGCCAAGACAAGAUGACAUGUCUACGAGUAGCAGCGAAGAUGACAACUCGGAUCGCUCAGAUGUCGUGUCUCCUAACUCUAUGGAUCCACGUCUCCGUCAAUGUUGUCUCAUGAUUGAGUUGCUCAUUAUGAACGAGCUCAAAUCUGUCUCGAGCGCCCUUUUUGUGAAAGAGAUUUUAAUGUUUUUGCUCAAUUUUUCCAGUGUUUCAACAUCGCUUGACUAUUGUAAGGAUACCAUUGUGUCCUGUAUUGAAGUAUGUAAAACAACGAGCAACGAGUCGGCAAGAAUGAAUGAUUCACUCAAGAAUCGUGAUCUCAGCAUUACCAUGUGCAACAUGGCCAAUAUCAUCAAAACACGAGAGUGUUCAUCCAAGGCAUUAGCUGUCAUUUUGUCCUACGUCGAAUUAAUCACAGUGAAAAUGAAUGAGCAAUUUAAAAAGAAAAGUAGCAACAAAUCGAGACGAAGUGAAAUUUUCAACAUGAGCACAACAUUUUCUGAACGUGCCCGCAAAAAUCAAGCUCAUCUCAUUCUUCCAGCCUCAAUAUUUGUGAAAAUUAAGGAAUGUUUAAGUGCAGGCGUCAAACUUGUUCAUGGAGAAUAUGCUCAAUUUGGAAAUACGGAAACUGUGACCUCAAAGCUUGAUAAGAUCAUGACAGGAUUAUGCAAUUAUGUCAUUAAUAGCUCAAUCGCUUUCAAAAAGAAAAUUAAGAAAAACUUGGAUCGCACCACUUCUGCACGAAUUAUUGAAUGUAGUGCUUCUUUCAGAUCUGUAUUCGAUACCAUCUCUAAUGUCAUGUCACUGCGUGGCAGUAUUUCAACAGCGAAAAAUAACAUGGAUGUAGAUCUGACAAAGGAUUACACAAAAUUGGAACAAGCAAUGGAAAAGAUGUGUUUUGAAAUUCGAGAACUCAACAGGGCAUAUAAAAACAGAAACAAAAAAGCCAAGCUUCAAAGAUUGGUGAUUAUUGAAGAACUGACUAAAUAUCGAUUGAUCAAUGAAGACAUCGCAGAGAGUGAUGAGGAAGGUGAUGAAAAUUUAGCAACAGCGCACAAGAGGAAGAAAGCUGGCUCGAUCUCAAACUCUUCAAAGCGUCGAAAAAAGAAUUUGGUUCUACGGAGCAAGAAUAAGUACAUUGAUCAUGCGCUUUGCGUAGAGGAUGAGGAUUACCUUGAUAUCCAUGCGGAUCUCGAGGAUUGGAUCGACGAUAAUGACUGGGAACCCACUUAUUAG
Messenger RNA from Naegleria fowleri, 4788 nucleotides. RefSeq lists its product as uncharacterized. The record is from RefSeq and is a predicted model, not a curated record. The transcript is spliced from 4 exons. Bases 1 to 4788 code for a protein of 1595 amino acids. NCBI's taxonomy places the organism in Eukaryota, Heterolobosea, Eutetramitea, Acrasida, Naegleriidae.